Molecule: messenger RNA, 930 nt
Organism: Trichomonas vaginalis G3
Lineage: Eukaryota; Parabasalia; Trichomonadida; Trichomonadidae
Product: protein serine/threonine kinase protein
Exons: 1
Coding region: 1-930 (309 amino acids)
Biological process (GO): intracellular signal transduction; protein phosphorylation
Cellular component (GO): cytoplasm
Molecular function (GO): ATP binding; protein serine/threonine kinase activity
Source: RefSeq, a predicted model, not a curated record
AUGCGUCCUCAAAUUCCUGGAUAUUCAAUCGGGAAAUCCCUGGGCCGUGGUGCAUUUGCCUCAGUUUGGAUUGCAGUAGAUCAAAAGACAGGUCAUAGAUUUGCAUGUAAGAGUAUUCAUAAAGAUAACUCGAUGUCUGCAGAUUAUAAAAAUAUAAAGCAAGAGAUUGAAGCAUUGAAAUCACUUCACCAUCCGAACGUCAUCUCAUAUUACGGAUUAUAUGAAUCUACGACUUCAAUAAAUAUUCUCAUGGAAUUAUGCGAAGAAGGAACUCUAGAAGAUCUCAUAGUUAAAAGACAUCGUUUACAAGAAUCAUUAGCGCAAAUAAUAUUCAAACAGAUUAUAGUUGCUCUAAAUUUCUGCCACGAAAAGGGAUUUGCUCAUCGCGAUCUCAAACCAUCUAAUAUACUCAUUUCCGAUCUUCCGAGCAUCAGAUUGUCCGAUUUUGGCGUUUCUGGAUCAAUUUCCGGAAAUGGUCUAAUGAGCACAAUCUGCGGAACUGUGUACUAUACUGCACCAGAGUGUGCCUCUGGACAUUACAAUGGUCAGCAGGCAGAUAUGUGGAGCUGUGGAGUUGUUUUAUAUGUAAUGAUUACAGGAAAAUUACCAUGGGAUUCAAAGAUGCAAGGCGAUUUACGUAUGAAAAUGGAAAAGGGUGUUGAUGAAGUACCUGGUAUCUCAGACGAAUGCAAUCAACUCAUCAAAAUGCUGCUAAAUAUUGAUCCUGACCAAAGACCAACAGCAAGAGAUGUUCUAACUGGUCCAUGGCUAUCUACAUCCCCUGAUAAACUUCUUUCGAAGAAUUAUCAGCUUCAGAAGCCUAAAACCACUUCAUCUAUUCUCAGACAGAUGGUUGAUUCCGGAAGAAAAGGUUCUCACGAGGGAACUCGAAAUAAGGCGAAGCUAUCAAUGAGCUUCGAAUUACUAUAG